Messenger RNA from Arachis ipaensis, 1080 nucleotides. The record is from RefSeq and is a predicted model, not a curated record. Lineage: Eukaryota; Viridiplantae; Streptophyta; Magnoliopsida; Fabales; Fabaceae.
AUGGAACCACCUUCUACCUCCACUACUCAACCUUCAAGUUCUAGUGCACUACCCUCUCAACCUUUAUCCAACCCCAAGGGUGGCACCAACACCAUCACCUUGAGGUCCGGCACUAAAUUGCAAGAGAGGAGUCUCCAGGAGCCAACCCCAAGAAAAGUUACUCAAGAUGAUGAUGUUGUUGAGGUAGAAGAAGUCGAAGAGGAGGAUGAGGUGCAAGAGGUAGUUGAAGAAGAAGUUGAUCAACCAAGGGAUGGAGUUCCUAAGGAUGGACAUGUCUUGGAAGAAGCUACUCCAAUUUCAUUUCCUACGUUGGCAAGGAAGACCAAAAAGCAAGUGGAGCUAGAUCCCAAGAUGGUGGAAAUAUUUAAAAAGGAUGAGGUGACUAUUCUCCUUUUUGAUGCUAUUUGCCAAGUCCCUAAAUAUGCUAAGUUUCUAAAAGAUCUGUGUAUGAACAAGGAAAAGAUUCAUGAUUUAGAAACUAUUUCAUUGGGAAGCUCAAUUUCUGCUUUGAUGGGUGUUAUACUGGAGAAAUGUGGUGAUCCCGGUGCUUGUGUUAGCAUUAUGCCUUUAUCUGUUUAUGAUACAUUGAAGCUUCCACCGUUGAAACGGUCGGUGGCCCAGUUUGUUUUGGUGGAUAAAAGUAUAAUUUCUGUGGUUGACAUUGUGGAAGAUGUUUUAGUGGGUAUAAAGGGAUUGGUCUUUCCAAUUGAUUUCCAUAUUCUUGAGAUGCCCCCUAGUGACUCUGGAAGAACAUCAUCUAUCUUGCUUGGGAGGCUGUUUUUGAAGACCUCCCGGUUUAAAUUGGAAGCUUUUUCGGGUACCUACUCUUUUGAGAUCGAUGGAAGAACGGUGAGCUUUAAUCUUGAUGAAGCCAUGAGACAUCCACCGGAGGACCAUUCUAUCUUUCGAUGUGAUAUGAUUGAUAAUGUUGUGGCCGAAGUCCACCAUGAUAGUCUUAAUGAGAAGAAUAUGAUUCAAGGUCCAAGUGUGGGGAGCCCCAUGAAUGUGAAGAAGACAACUUACCACCUCCGGUGUUGCCGGAUGAUCAAGUGCCAAGUCAUGAACAAAGUGCAGAUUUGA